Molecule: messenger RNA, 490 nt
Organism: Impatiens glandulifera
Lineage: Eukaryota; Viridiplantae; Streptophyta; Magnoliopsida; Ericales; Balsaminaceae
Product: pathogenesis-related protein PR-4-like
Exons: 2
Coding region: 1-438 (145 amino acids)
Biological process (GO): defense response to fungus; defense response to bacterium
Molecular function (GO): RNA nuclease activity
Source: RefSeq, a predicted model, not a curated record
AUGGAGAUUAAGUCACCCCAAUAUCUAUGGAGCAUGACUUAUAUUCUAGGAUUUCUAGUAGUGUUUGUUGCAGGGCAAAGUGCGUCGGAUGUAGUGGCUACGUAUAACUUGUAUAACGCAGCUCAAAUCGGAUGGGAUUUGAACACGGCUAGUGUUUAUUGUGCGACAUGGGAUGCUGACAUGCCAUUGUCAUGGAGAAGUCAAUAUGGUUGGACCGCGUUUUGUGGGCCUCAAGGGCCUCAUGGAGAGGAGGCUUGUGGGCAAUGUCUUGAGGUGACAAAUGAAGGAACGGGGGCUCAAGUGAUUGUAAGGAUUGUGGAUCAAUGUAGCAACGGAGGACUGGAUUUGGAUUAUGACGUUUUUCAAGAACUAGACACUGAUGGACAAGGAUCCGCUCAAGGCCACCUUACCGUGAGUUAUGAAUUCGUAGGUUGCUGAUUAUUACGAUGAAUGUUGUUUUAUUUUUAUUCAUAUAUAUUUUUUCAUCGUA